Molecule: messenger RNA, 2940 nt
Organism: Lodderomyces margitis
Lineage: Eukaryota; Fungi; Ascomycota; Pichiomycetes; Serinales; Debaryomycetaceae
Gene: TFC4
Product: transcription factor TFIIIC subunit
Exons: 1
Coding region: 1-2940 (979 amino acids)
Biological process (GO): transcription by RNA polymerase III
Cellular component (GO): transcription factor TFIIIC complex
Molecular function (GO): protein binding
Source: RefSeq, a predicted model, not a curated record
AUGUCCCAGCAACAGGAACUACCGAGUAAUAACUACUUUGAAGAAAACGAGGACCUCGAACUACACUUGAGCGACCUGGAGGAUGACGCAAAGAUUGACAAGGCCCUUACCGAAUUGGAUAUGUCAGACAUGGGCAUUGAAGGCAAUGAGUUAGACGAUGAUGAUGACGAUGCUGAACCCCUAUUUAUACCUUCGGAUGACGAGGAUGAUGAUUUCAAAGUAAUCUCUGACGAAGACGAUUACGAUGAUGAGUACAAUUUCAAAGAUGCCCUUAAAGGUGCUAGCAACUUCAAAGUAAGAAAUAGAAGGGAGAAGCUUUCCAAGAAUAACAAGUCAUACUACAGGAAGCGAAUGAUGAGGGCGGAUAAUCGUGACCUAGAUCCCGAAGUUCGGAUGAAUUUGUCCCUUGCAAAUGAAGCUUUUGUUCGUAAUGACUUACAAGUUGCCCAACAACUAUACGUCGAUGUUAUCAAGAGAGACCCAAAGAAUUUCAGUGCUUAUAAGGCGAUUGGAGAAAUUUACAAAAGUCAAGACAAGCUAAACGAAUGCUGUAGUUCUUGGCUUUUGGCUGCUAAUUUGCAUCCUUGGGACAGUGAUUUUUGGGGACAAGUAGCCGAACUUUCAAACGAAUUGGGUCACAUUGACCAAGCUAUCUACUGUUAUACUAGAGCAAUUACCUCCGAUACCAAGCGAAGCGCCAAUUUCAUCCUUGAAAGGGCACUUCUUUAUAAAGAAAAACGACAGUUUGGUAAAGCGUUAGAUGGAUUUCAGAAAAUUCGCCAAUUAUACCCCCAAGACACCAACAUUAUAAAAUAUUUGGCGGGAGUGUAUCUGGAACAGAAGCGUUUAAAUGACGCAAUCAACUUGUACAUGCGAAUUUUAGAUCAAAACAUAAAUCCUGAUCUGGACAGUGAAGAACAGUACCCAAAAUUUGAUUGGCCAGAGUUGAACAUUUUAUUGGAGCUACACGUUCAGCAUCGGUCUCUAAAACUUGGUGUGAAUGUAUUGAAACUAGCAGCAAGGUGGAUCCAAGGUAGGAUGGAAGAAACGUGGUGGGACGAAAACGAUGAUUCCGAGUUUGAUUCCAAGAGGCGAUUCAAGAAGUUGAGUCAUUUAAAAGCUCGUGAUUUGGCAGACUUUAAAUCAAAGCCAUAUGAUCUCCCAAUUGACAUACGAUUCAAGUUGGGAAUCCUUCGAUUGGGAUUGGACCAAAAGGAAGAGGCAAUGCAUCACUUUGAGUAUCUAUUGGAUGACAACCAGGCAGAAAUUGCCGACUUGAAUUUUGAGGCAGGGAAACAGUUGCAAGAGUUUGGCUACUAUGACGAAGCAUUGACAUUUCUCACACGCGCUUUUGGUAAUGAGGAUCUAGUCUCGAGUUUUGACUUGGUUACAUUGUUGGGGAAAUGUUAUUUUGAAAUUGCUGAUUAUGUUGAAGCAAGGGAAGCUUAUGAAGAGCUAUUGAGCCAUUCUCCUGAUAAUGUAGAUUUCAAGUUGGCGUUGGCCGAGACUUUGUAUCACUUGGGCGAUGAUACACAAGCCGAAGCAUUAAUUAAUGAAGUGCAGAUGGCUAACCAAAAGAGCCUACAAAAGAGCAAGUCACUUGAUGAGCCAAGUGGAGCUGAAGGGUUUUCCUUGAUUAGAAACAAAAUCAGGAAAACACCAAAGAGGGCUAAAUUGUCGGAACAAGAGAAGGAAGAAAUAGAAGCUAAUGCCAAGAGGAAAGUGUUGGAAAAGUAUAGUCGAAUGGAAAGGUUACAGGAGUCUAUGAAUUCAGGUGACCGUGUAGCUAUUGCAGCUUGGAUCCAGUUGGCGUCGCAAUUGAUUGAAAUGUUUACUAGUAUUAAAAGCUUUUUCCCAAAAGACAGAUCAAAGAGGUUCAAGGGUAUUAUAAGGUAUCGUACCCGCAAGGACAUUGAUUUGGAUGAAAAACUAGCCCGUGCUUAUAACCUAUUAGAGGGGUUCAAUCUGGAGGAAACGUUUACUCGUCAAACUUUGGUGUCCAAAACUGACUUUAGAGGAUUAACCUACGACCAAUGGUUUGAUAUAUUUGCUCAAUUUGGUCUAGUCAUGUCCAAGUACGAAAACAAUACCGAAUAUGCAGAUGAUAUUAUAAAUAUUGCGUUGUCAGUAAACAUAUUUGUUCAUGACAAGAGCAAAGAUGCCAUGUUGCGACUAUUGAAACUCAUGUUUGGAAUAAAACAAGAGCAAGCUGCAACUACAGUGUUUCACAAUAUCAGGACUUUUCUUCUUCAGAAUCAAUUUUCCCCUUACAUGUGUCGCUUAUUCUUUUGCUGUUACUCUUCAGGGGCCGUUUUUGCUGAAACGUUUUCUUGUUAUAACCAUCAAAAAUUUUUCCUCCGACAGAUUAAGGCGUAUGAUUCAUGCUUUAAACAAGAACAUGUGUCGGGAAUGCCCAAUAUAACUGCUGAUGUGGGGGGUGUCGAACUAGGUCGCUCACAUCCGGACUUGAUUUACAUAUAUGCAAACUUACUUGGUGGAAAAGGAAGCCACUCGUCUUUGGUAUUUUACCUCAAUCGCGCAUACAAGUAUUUCUCCAAAGACUCCAUGAUUUGUCUAGUGCUUGGAUUAGCUCAUGUCCACAGGUCGAUGCAAAGAUUGAGCUCAAACAGACAUAUCCAGUUGUUGCAAGGGAUAAGUAUUUUGUUGGAAUACAAGGCCAACAGACUUUGCACAAACCCAACUGUAUAUGAGAUCCAGGAGAUUGAAUACAAUUUCGGUAGAUUGUUCCAUAUGCUAGGGUUAACAAGUCUUGCUAUUGGUCACUACAACAAAGUGUUGAAAAUCCUGGAUGACGAAGAUGAUAUCGAUGAGGAUUACGAUUUAAAAUGGGAAGCGGCAUACAACCUUUCUUUGAUUUACAGUAUAAAUGGGAACUCGCAGAUGGCCCGGCAUUUAACUGAAAAGUAUUUAACGAUGUAA